Coregonus clupeaformis (lake whitefish) is the source of this 725-nucleotide messenger RNA. RefSeq names its product somatostatin 5 (gene sst5). Lineage: Eukaryota; Metazoa; Chordata; Actinopteri; Salmoniformes; Salmonidae. Gene Ontology annotation, biological process: regulation of cell migration. Gene Ontology annotation, molecular function: hormone activity. The transcript is spliced from 2 exons. The coding region runs from base 170 to 496 and encodes 108 amino acids. The record is from RefSeq and is a predicted model, not a curated record. Gene Ontology annotation, cellular component: extracellular region.
UGUAUGGACCUAACAACCAACUUCCUUCUCUGACAUCCAGCCGUAGUUUUGUUUUCCACUAGGCAAGUUAUUGUUGAACAUCCAGUCUAAGAUUAUUGCUGCUGAAUAUAGCAUUGAAGGACACAGUCGGUAAACAGUUUUACCAAUAGGAAAGGUACGGACAGGGGAGAUGCUGUGUUCCCAGCUACAGGUGUUACUGGUGGCUCUGUCUGCCUCAGUGUUGCUGGCGAGGGUCAGCGCCGCUCCACACAGAGACAUGCUAACUGAACUACUGAGAGCAGACACAACCAAGGGCAACGAGGAUCUCUCCCGCACCCUCCUGCUGAAGAUAAUGUCGGACCUGAUGAACACAGCUGCGGGGGAGAACGAGGUACUACCGGACCUGGAGGAGGCACUCGGAGUGAAGGAGGAGGUGGUGCGCCAGCUACCCCUCUCCCAACGGGAACGCAAGGCAGGAUGCCGGAACUUCUUUUGGAAGACAUUCACAUCGUGUUAGCGCGCCAAGCAGCCUCUCUUCUUUGCAUUGGAUCAUUUGAAGACUUAUUUCUUGCAAUGUCACAAAUGUAAAUGACAGCUACUUAUUUUUUUUGCACUGUUCAUUAUCAAUUAAAAGGCCUAGAAUGUCGUUGGCACAUACCUGAUAUGUAUUUUUCAUUGGUUGUCAUGUGUAAUAGAUGGGUUGGUUGUUUAGGAACAAAAGCGUUGGGUGCGCAACUAUGGGGCAA